UUAGACCUGUCAAUAGACGUGAGAGUAUGGAAUGUUUCAGAUGAUCUGUCUUUAUGCGUGUCUGAAGAAAGGGAUCCGUUUGUUGUACUCCAUCAAGGGAUUAUUUGCUGUGCACAGCAUUCAGAUGACCUCGAUGCUGAGUGUAAGUCCUCGGUAGAUUUUCCGUGGUUUCGGCAACGGACCCGACAGCGAGGUCGGCAUCGGGAAUGCCUUAGAUAAGCGACAGGGAUCCACACCAAUGACAUCAGGGGGACAACACCCUCCAGACCGGUACUAAACGUCGGGUUCCUGAGCUUAGCCUCCGACAUUGGAUCCCGUGCCCCCACGUGUCCAAGCAUCGUGGAAAUUAAGUAACGGGUGCAUCCGCUGCCACUUUACUUUCCCAUUUCCCACCCCCAAAUUUCCCAAUUCCCUUUUUUUUUUUCUUUUUUUCUUGACUUUUACAACAACCACAACACAACUAGACGAUCGGGACACGGAUACACAUGAUGCAGCCUGCACGAUUGACAUUCCUCUAUCCGCACCUAUUCCGGACGAUACGCGCCGGCGAAACGGCGACGACGACGACAAGCCGCGCGGCGGCGAAAUCAUGUCGGAGACGGACUCCAACCGAUGUUCGGAGACGGGGGUACGCCGCGUUCGCGCCUACGCCUGGGGCACAGCAGUCGGGUUUCGCGCCGAGACAUGGCAAGGGGAUCGAGCCUGUGCCGACGGCGGGGACGACGAUACCGCCGGUGUCGGUGCCCGUGCCGGGGAGUGAGGGGGGAAACGAGGCGGCGAGUCCCGGGCAGGCUGCGGUCGGGGCGUCCAAGGGGGCGAGCGAUGACGGGGUGAAUCCCAAGACGGCGGCUUCGUCUGCGGCGGCUGCGGCGGCGGCGGGGACAGCGGCGGCGGCAUCGAACACGGCAUCGAAUGCGGCGGAGAACAACGCGGCGAAUGUGACGGCUGCUGCGUCCGGAGAGCAACAACCUCCCGAAGAAGCAGAGGAAGCCAAAGCCGCGAAGCAAGAGGCCCGCGACCAGGCAAAGAAGAGCGGGCCCCUCGAAGCCAUCCUCCACAUGGGACCCCCCGAACAAGUCGCCAAACAACACCCGCACAUGGCGCCCACCCCUUACGUACACCAUUUCGACAGCUACUCUCUCGUCAAAGACCUCGAGGGCGGCGGGUACAGUAAAGACCAGGCCAUCACUUUGAUGAAGGCGAUCCGGGCGAUUUUGGCGCAGAACCUGGAUGUUGCGCAGGAGAGUCUGGUGAGCAAGAGCGAUGUGGAGAAUGAGACGUAUUUGUUCCGGGCGGCGUGUUCGGAGCUGAGUACGGAGGUGAAGAAUAAUCAGAAGCUUGCGGAUGAGGAGAUGAGGCAGAAGAGGACGCUGCUGCAGCACGAGGUUGAUAUUUUGACGCAGGGGUUGAAUCAGGAGUUGUUGACGUUGAAUGAUAAUGUUAGGGGCAUGUUCAAUGAUCGGAAGAUGGCGGUGAGGGAGGAGCAGAAGGCUGGUGAUAGUGUCAUCCAACAAAUCAACUACAAAAUCAGCCUUCACCUAAGCAGCGAUGCCAAAUCUGAGAUUGAGGGUCUGCGAUGGAUCUUGAUCCGGCGGUCGGUGAUUGGGAUCUUGUUCAUGGCGGUGUUGACGCUGGGCACGCUGCGGUACGGGACGUAUGUGAGCCAUUCGAAGCAGGCCGAGGCGGAGAGGAUGAAGAAGCAGGCCGAGAUGAUUAAGAUGGCGGAUGGCAAGAGGGAUCAUAGCUCGGCGCCUGAUGCGGCGGAGAUUUUGGCGGCGAAUUGAGGGCGGAGAGAGAUGAGGUCGGAGGAUGGAGGAACGUAGGGGGGCGAGUCAGGGACGGUGAGAAAAAACGGGAGAAGUCGAGGUGUGAGGAGUGAGGACCGAGGAGGAGGCGGAUGAGUAGCGAAGGGAGGUCAUGUUAUGUGCCAUGUCAAGGUGGCUUAGAUACCCCAAAGAUGCGUGGCAAUGGGAACAACAUAUAGCUGAAACCACGGAAAGACGCUCUUGACCACUAGAUGAGUGUGCAAGCAGCGAGGUCUAGACGUUAUCGUAAGGCUCGAUUUUGCUUUUCAGCAUUGGCAUAUGCUGACGGGGUUUGGUACCAGAAAUUCGGUCACUGCCUUGAGCACAGUCCCUAUCGCGGUACUCUCGACUAAUACCCUACGACUUGUCUCAACUGCUGGCCCCUAUCAUCUUUCUCUCAUC
Messenger RNA from Colletotrichum godetiae, 2207 nucleotides. RefSeq lists its product as uncharacterized. Gene Ontology annotation, cellular component: mitochondrion. The transcript is spliced from 2 exons. The record is from RefSeq and is a predicted model, not a curated record. Bases 486 to 1784 code for a protein of 432 amino acids. NCBI's taxonomy places the organism in Eukaryota, Fungi, Ascomycota, Sordariomycetes, Glomerellales, Glomerellaceae.